This is a messenger RNA of Equus quagga, 1772 nucleotides long. RefSeq names its product NPHS2 stomatin family member, podocin (gene NPHS2). The transcript has 8 exons. The record is from RefSeq and is a predicted model, not a curated record. NCBI's taxonomy places the organism in Eukaryota, Metazoa, Chordata, Mammalia, Perissodactyla, Equidae. Gene Ontology annotation, cellular component: plasma membrane. The coding region runs from base 112 to 1176 and encodes 354 amino acids.
AGAGGGCUCGGAGCUCCUCCAGGGAGGCCCACGGGAGAGGCGGCGGGUCCCCCUACAAGGAGAACAAGAGAGCAAAGGCCGAGAGGGGCAGCGGAGGCCGCGGACGCCGGGAUGCCGGGCGCGAGCGGCCAGGCUCUGGGCGGGCAGCGAGCCCAGAGGAGCCCCGAGCGCCAGCAGCCACCGUGGUGGAUGUCGAUGAAGUCCGGGGCUCCGGCGAGGAGGGCACCGAGGUGGUGGCGCUGCUGGAGAGCGAGCGGCCAGAGGAAGGUACCAGGCGGCAGGUCAGGUACCAGGGAGGGUACCAAGUCUUCCAGUUUAGGGGCCUGUGAGUGGCUUCUUGUCCUCACAUCCCUGCUCUUCAUCAUCGUGACCUUCCCUUUUUCUAUCUGGUUCUGCAUAAAGGUUGUACAGGAGUAUGAGAGAGUAAUUAUAUUCCGGCUGGGACAUCUGCUUCCUGGAAGGGCCAAAGGCCCUGGCCUUUUCUUCUUUUUGCCUUGCCUGGACACCUACCACAAGGUUGACCUUCGUCUCCAAACCUUGGAGAUACCUUUUCAUGAGAUUGUGACCAAAGACAUGUUCAUAAUGGAGAUAGAUGCCAUCUGCUACUACCGAAUGGAAAAUGCGUCUCUUCUCCUGAGCAGUCUCGCUCAUGUGUCCAAAGCUGUCCAAUUCCUUGUGCAAACCACCAUGAAGCGUCUCCUGGCACAUCGAUCCCUCACCGAAAUUCUUCUGGAGAGGAAAAGCAUUGCCCAAGAUGUAAAGGUUGCCCUGGAUUCAGUGACUUGUAUUUGGGGAAUCAAAGUGGAGAGAACAGAAAUCAAGGAUGUGAGGCUGCCAGCCGGCCUUCAGCACUCACUGGCUGUGGAAGCCGAAGCACAGAGACAGGCCAAAGUGCGGAUGAUCGCUGCGGAAGGGGAGAAGGCUGCCUCGGAGUCCCUGAGGAUGGCAGCUGAGAUUCUCUCAGGCUCUCCGGCUGCUGUUCAGCUUCGAUACCUCCACACCCUUCAGUCCUUGUCCACGGAGAAACCUCCCACGGUGGUUUUACCUUUGCCGUGUGACUUGCUAAAUUUCCUGUCUUCUCCUAGCAACAGAACUCAAGGAAGCAUCCCCUUCCCAAAUCCUCCCAAACCUGUUGAGCCACUGAAUCCUAAAAAGAAAGACUCUCCCAUGUUAUAGGAGGAGCCGAGGAUAGUGUGCUGGAACGGGGCCUGCCAUAUACCAGCCACGUCCCUGAGCGGGCUGCUCUGACCUCACUGCCUGCCUUUCUUUGGUUGCCAUAUGGAAUGUCCCUGUAAUGCAUGCAGUCACAGUGCAGCAACAUACCUGAGAAGCCAUGCAAGAAGUUUAGGUGGAUCAUCUGAUCAGAGUAACUGUGGGAAAGAGCUUUAGCCAACACUCCUCUUCAGAAAGAAUUUAGAGUCUAUAUGUGGCUAAAUUCUGACUUCUGAAAAUCUAGGUCAAAUGUCCUUUUGCUGUAUGCCCUCUGGCCCCUUUGGCAAGGUCUUUGCUGCUCCCACGGCCCUUUCCACACCUCCAUCAUUGUGCUUAUCACACUCUAUUGUAAUCCUGGACUUUAGAUGCAGGCUCCUCUCCAACUGUACCAUGCGCUCCUCAGAGGCACGUCUUAGUCAUUUCCCGACCACGCUCACCCUUGUACACUCUACCCCAGAUUCCUCGCACCUAACCCUGGGAGUCGCGCCACGGUGACACUUAAACGUUCCUGAGUGAAUGAAAGAAAAAGAGAUGUACUUGGGUUGGAUAUAAAAUUUACA